Messenger RNA from Equus quagga, 2888 nucleotides. RefSeq names its product zinc finger MYM-type containing 5 (gene ZMYM5). Gene Ontology annotation, molecular function: zinc ion binding. Lineage: Eukaryota; Metazoa; Chordata; Mammalia; Perissodactyla; Equidae. The coding region runs from base 201 to 2207 and encodes 668 amino acids. The transcript is spliced from 8 exons. The record is from RefSeq and is a predicted model, not a curated record.
GCUGCCGUCGCCGCUGCCGCGUCGGGGCCUCGGGGGCUGCGCCGGGCUCCGCUCAUGUCAGAGGCGCCUUCGCGUGCGGCCCGAAGGGCUGCGGGAGCGAGGGCGAGGCCGGGCGGGCUGGGACCGAGAAUCACCUUCAGGCCAGUCUGGUGAGGCUUUGGCAGAAAUUAAGGAGGAAAACAUUUCUUUUGUUCUUUGGCAUGGAUAAACGUUCAGUGGGAAGAUUAGACUUGACUGAACAGACUCCUCUUUUAUUAGGGAGUAAAGCCAUGGCAGCUAGUCUCACGGAUGUAGGAAAUUCAUUUGGUGACUCAACUAGUCCUUUAAUUAAUAGAUCUAGAAACUCAUCAAUGGAAGAUGAUGAUGAUGAUGAUGAUGUUGUAUUUAUUGAAUCUAUACAACCUCUUUCAAAUUCUGCUCCAGCAAUAGCUGAUCAAAGAAACUUUAAAUUUGCUUCGUCAAGAAAUGAAAAGCUGCAAGGAAAUUUUUCCGUAAUUCUUCCUUCCUCAAGAGAUCUGGCUUCUCAGAAGGGAAAUAUAAGUGAGACAAUUGUUAUUGAUGAUGAAGAGGACAUAGAAACAAAUGGAGGGAAAAAGACAAAUUCUUCCAGUUUUAUUGAAUGGGGACUUCCUGGAACUAAAAACAGAGCCAAAGAUUUGGAUUUCUCCACUUCCAGUCUUUCAAGAAGUAAGACCAAGACUGCAGUAGGACCUUUUAAUCCUGGUAGAGUGAAUGUGGCAGGAGAUGAAUUUCAGAGUGGAGAAUUUGCAACUCAUCAUAGUCCUGAUUCUUGGAUCUCCCAGUCAGCAUCAUUUCCCCGUAAUCAGAAACAGCCAGGUGUGGAUUCUUUAUCACCAGUGGCGUCGCUUCCUAAACAGAUUUUCCAGCCUUCAGCCCAACAGCAGCCCACUAAACCAGCUAAAAUCACUUGUGCACACUGCAGAAAACCUUUACAGAAGGGACAGACAGCUUAUCAACGAAAAGGAUCUGCUCACCUCUUUUGUUCUACCACCUGCCUUUCUUCCUUCUCUCAUAAGCGUAUGCCAAAGAAGCGCAAUGUAAUAUGUAAAAAAGAUGCAUCUACAAAAAAGGAUACUAUUGGUCCUCAAGUGGAGUCAAGCGAAUUCUUCCAAGAAUUUUGUGGUACAUCUUGUUUGUCUCCCUAUGAAGACAACCAGAAUCUUAGAAAAAGAGUUCUGAAUAAAUCAAGAUGUACAAUCUGUAGUAAAUUAACAGAGAUUCGUCAUGAAGUCAGCGUUAAUAAUGUGACACACAAACUGUGCAGUAACCAGUGCUUUAAUAAGUACAGGUUGGCCAAUGGUCUAAUAAUGAAUUGCUGUGAACAGUGUGGAGAGUACUUGCCCAGGAAAAGUGCUGGAAACCAUGUCCUGACGAUUGAAAGUCAGCAGAUGAGAUUUUGCUGCCAAAGUUGUAUUAAUGAAUAUAAACAGAUAAUGGAAACAAAAUCAAAAAAGUUUCCAGCAUCAGAAAACAGAAAAAGGAAUGCUAUUACAGAAGAAAAUGAAAGGACAUUAUAUGGAUCGUUGAAUACACUUUUGGAAAAAAUAGAGGGAAUACCAGAAAAAAAGGAAAAGACUUUAGAUCUACAGAUUUCAGCAGAAUGUAGCACGGACACAUCACUGAUCAAACAGGAUGUGAAUUUACCUUCUUUUAUGUCAACCAUAGCUGAUAAAUUUCAAGAGCAACUGGAAGAGAAAAAAUCAGAAGAAUCCAUCAUACCAGUUGUGCUUUCUGCAGAUCCAGGUACAUGGCCUCGCGUUUUGAAUAUCAAACAACGGGACACUCUUGUUGAAAAUGAUCCACCUCAAGUAAGAAACUUUAACUUUCCAAAAGACAAUGCAGGCAGAAAAUUUUCAGAAACUUAUUAUACACGAAUCCUUUCAAAUGGUGAAAAAACUACUAGAGCCUGGCUACUUUAUUCAACCUCAAAGGAUUCUGUGUUUUGUCUGUAUUGCAAACUCUUUGGGGAAGGGAAAAAUCAACUGAAGAAUGAGAAUGGGUGCAAAGAUUGGCAGCACUUAUCACAUAUUCUUAGCAAGCAUGAAGAGAGUGAAAUGCACAUCAACAAUAGUGUUAAGUAUUCAAAGUUAAAAUCUGAUUUAAAAAAAAAUAAAACUGUUGAAGCUGCAGAACACAGAUUAAAAGAGAAUGAGAAAAAUGAUGGUGUGCUAUUGUUGUACACGUAAUAUACCUGAUUUGGUUUUUGACAUGACCGUCUUACAGUUACUCAGAAAAGAUCUGUACCCUCACGGUACCAUUGUGUUGUGAGGCUGCUUUACAGAAUAACUUGCAACAGCUCAUUAGCAAUAAGUAUAAUAGUAAAGAAUCUUUCUGUUCCAAAUUCUAAAGCUAAUUGGAUUCAUAAUUAAUUCAGAUUUCAGUAAAGGCACUUGUUAAUUUUUUCAGUCUGUCAAUUCACACCUUUUUAAAUUGGUAUUUGAGGACUGACAUUUGACAAGUUUGGUUGAUUUUCUGUUCUGAUUACAUGGAAAGAGGGAGAGAAAGGCUUAAAUUUAUCCAUACCAGUUUGUACAAGAUACGUGAACAAGCGUUAUCAUCAUUAUUAUUAAAACAUUCAGAAGCAGUUUAAGAACAGAACGGGAUGUGAAACUGCACCUUUUUGCUAUUAAACCAAAUACUUGUGAUUUCUUUCUUUUGAGGAAAACAUUGUUUUAUCAUUUGAGCAAAGCAGCAUCUUUGUUACGUUAAAUAAAUAAAGGUGGUUAAUUUGCAUUUUAUUGGUUUUUUAAUUUAAUUUGUAAAUGUUUUCGCUUUUAUUGUUAUGUGAGAACUAUAAGCAUAAAGAGUGUAUGCCUAUUUUUAUGUUGGUAUAAAUAUAAGAAAUAUUAAAAAUAUAUUAAACUUUA